AUGAACAAGUACAUAAACUCGCCACUGCUGCAAAACCUGAGGGCGAAAGUGAUCAAUUCGUUAUGUACACCUGCAAAUAAUCAAUUGUGGUUAACUGGACCAGAAGGUCGAGGAAAAACGACCUUUAUCAACGAGCUGUUCUGCGAACUUAAGAACAGAAAAACGGAAGCAUACAUUACCUCAAAUAAGGUGUUUGAAGAUUUGAAGUCUCGAUUUCCCAAAUUUGAAGACCACAUAAACAACUUUUUCAAUCAUUUGGCGCAAAGUAACAUUAGCAUACUCAGUACGAAUAAAAAAUGGAGAGAAAUGGUAGAUUAUUUGAACAAGAACUAUUUGAGCUUCGACGGUUUCUGGAGCACAUGCUCAAUGACGCUGGAAUUGCACCCUCAGUCAUUUGGACUGUCAAUAAACCCAAGCUAUAACAAACUGCAAACGUUUCUGCUAUUUAUAAAUUCUAUCGCACACAUAGUUGAAGUAAAAGAACUGAAAGAACGUUCGCCGAAUUAUAGUAGCCUACUUACAGGACAAUGGGCAGUGGCAUAUCUAACAGAGAGCAUGAGGUCAUGGGCAAACCAUGAAAGAAUUAACUGGAUAUUAUGCAACGAUGGAGUGGAGCACCUGUUCAGCUCGCCGUUCCUGAACGACAGAGGGCCGCUGUUCCUGACAAAUUUGAUCUUUGGGCUGCAGAUAUCGAAGCUGCCGUCAGUAUUUAUCGCAAAUGACGCAACUUCGGCCCUGAAAGUGGCAGACGAAUACUACAAGAAGGUGUUUGAAAAGGGAUAUGGUUCAGGAGUGGAGUCAAGUACGAGUACGAAGAUCGAUAGCACCAAUUUGGUAUUUUAUGAAGUGCCAGAACUGCCAAGCGAUGAAGCAAUAUCCUACUUGAAUUCACACAUCGCCUUUCCAGAAAAGUACACCAAGGCGCUUUGGAAGAUAACAGGAGGAAACUGGUCACUAAUAAGCAAAAUUUUAAGUGACUAUAAAAACUUUGAACACAACCUGUCACUGGGAACAGUGCAGCAAAUUCUGUCAGGAUCACCAAGCCUCGUCGACGAUGAGUACUUCCCAAUGCUUAAAUCGAAGGAUGACCAGCUGCAGUACCUGAGGGAGGAGCAGCUCAAGAUGUUCAUCAAGAACCUGUACCACGACACACUCAGUGCGGACAUUCUCAGGUUUGAGAACUCCAUGAACGAGGUUCUCAGCAGUCCCCCAAUGCAGAAAAUGAGGGACGAUGUUAAGAACGAAGUGCACUUCAAGGUGAUAGUAAGUUGCGAGUCCCGUGACAAGUGGUAG
Theileria orientalis strain Shintoku is the source of this 1293-nucleotide messenger RNA. RefSeq lists its product as hypothetical. Bases 1 to 1293 code for a protein of 430 amino acids. The record is from RefSeq and is a predicted model, not a curated record. The transcript has 10 exons. NCBI's taxonomy places the organism in Eukaryota, Apicomplexa, Aconoidasida, Piroplasmida, Theileriidae.